This is a messenger RNA of Miscanthus lutarioriparius, 699 nucleotides long. NCBI's taxonomy places the organism in Eukaryota, Viridiplantae, Streptophyta, Magnoliopsida, Poales, Poaceae. The record is from the annotation of a GenBank genome assembly.
AUGGACGAUGGCGCCGGAGCAAACCGCAGCGACGGGGAGGGAUCGCCGCGGCUGCCGGCGGAGCGGCGCUACAAGGGCGUGCGCUUCCGGAAAUGGGGCCGGUGGGUGUCGGAGAUCCGGAUGCCCAACAGCCGCGAGAGGAUCUGGUUGGGCUCCUACUCGUCAGCGGAGAAGGCGGCGCGGGCGUUCGACGCCGCCGCCGUCUGCCUCCGCGGCUCCCGGGCCGGGUCGCUCAACUUCCCCGAGUCCCCGCCCAACGUCCGGCACAUCCCCGGCGCGCUGCUGACGCCUGAGCAGAUCCAGGCAGAAGCUGCAAGGCACGCUAACCAGCUGCUGCCUAGUCCGCCGGUUGCGUCGCCGGCGUCGGCGUCGUCGCAGCCAGCCGCAGCUGCGCCGCCCGCGGGAGGAGCAAGCAGUGACAGGACGACCUUGUCAAUGCCGUCCAGUUACUACAGUAGUGGAGCUGCCGUCUGCGGUGACGACGAGGUGCUUGAUUGGUCUUUCAUGGAUGCAUUGCCAUCGUCGAUGCCGGCGUCUUCAGUGGUGAUGGGGAACAGUGCUGAUAUUGUUCCGGCCUUGGAUGAUUUCAUGUACGGGUCCCCUAACCAGGUUAUGCCGCCGAGUGAAGAGGCCACACAGGAUAUGAUUCACAGUGACGAUGAUCAUACAUUCAUCUCAGACGACCUCUGGCGAUUCUGA